UCUAUCUCUGCCUCCCCUCCCUCCAUGGCUAUCGUUAGAGAUCCAGCCUUUACAAUCAUUGAUGUGUUGGAGCCGGGGAUUUGCACAGGAAGGGGGCAUCCUUAGAGGGCUCGCUUUAUGUUUUUGCCCACCUUAUUGCUGAUCAGCAGAAUGUAUAGGGGAGGAGAGGGGCAGGAUUUUUGAAAAUCUAAGUCAUUUCCUGUUAAGGAUCAUUUCCUGGUUAAGACCCAGAUAUCAGCUGCUGUGCUGUUCCCAUACACAAUAUUCAAUUUAAUACUUCAUGGAUCUAAUUGCUUCAAAGCAUCUCAAUCUCCUGCAAGGUUGAUGUGCUGAGUGACUGCCUGUGAUGCAUGUUUUGGAGAGCAUGCUUGGCUUCCAUUUAUGUAGCAUUUAAUGGGAUAUUUCAAUUUCUACCCUGACUCCAUCUCUGGUAUAGGGUUGGUUAUGCUAACCCGGCAUAAUUAGUGUAUGCAGGACUGUCACCGUUUUAAUAUAUGUAUGUGUUUGUUAACCCCUGCUGCAGUUUAAGUGGAGAUUUUUUCUUUCUUUCUUUUUUUCUGCCAUUUUUGUUUAGAACAUUAUAUUUAGGGCGUGAUAGCUGUUGAAUGAAAUCAUUCAUCUGAUCUUGUGGGAGGCAUCAUUUUGCUUGUUGAAGACUUUUGGGGGUCAAUACCAUGAAGAAGUUUUUUGACUCCCGGCGUGAACUUGGAGGAGCAGGAUCUGGAGUCGGUGGUGGGUCAUCCAGUGGCUUAGGGACCGGUUACAUUGGACGAGUCUUUAGUAUUGGGCGACACCAAGUGACAGUGGAUGAAGUUUUGGCUGAAGGAGGAUUUGCCCUUGUUUUCCUGGUUCGAACCAGCAAUGGGAUGCGCCGAGCACUAAAACGCAUGUAUGUGAAUAAUGAGCAAGACCUACAAGUUUGCAAGAGAGAGAUUCAAAUCAUGAGGGAUCUCUCUGGACACAAGAACAUCGUUGGAUACAUAGAUUCCAGUAUUAAUUCUGUGAGCAGCGGAGAUGUUUGGGAGGUUCUAAUCCUGAUGGAUUUCUGUCGAGGAGGACAAGUUGUGAACUUGAUGAAUCAACGACUGCAGACAGGAUUCACAGAAAAUGAAGUUCUUCAGAUCUUCUGUGACACAUGCGAGGCAGUGGCCCGUCUUCACCAGUGCAAGACUCCGAUAAUACACCGGGAUCUCAAGGUUGAGAAUAUCCUGCUACAUGACCGUGGUCACUAUGUCCUGUGUGAUUUUGGAAGUGCAACAAAUAAAUGCCAGAACCCUCAGAGCGAGGGGGUCACAACAGUUGAGGAGGAGAUUAAAAAAUAUACAACCCUCUCCUAUCGUGCUCCUGAAAUGGUUAAUUUGUAUAGUGGAAAAACAAUCACUGCUAAAGCCGAUAUAUGGGCGCUGGGCUGCCUACUUUACAAGCUCUGCUUCUUCACACUGCCAUUUGGCGAGAGUCAGGUUUCAAUCUGCGAUGGCAAUUUCACCAUCCCGGACAAUUCUCGUUAUUCUCAGGACAUGCACUGCCUAAUCCGGUAUAUGCUUGAGCCAGAUCCUGAUAAGAGGCCAGAUAUAUAUCAAGUAUCCUAUUUUGCAUUCAAGCUAGUGAAAAAGGAAUGCCCAGUCCAGAAUGUGCUCGACUCUGUGAUCCCUGCAAAGCUCCCAGAGCCAGUUAAAGCUGGAGAAGCUGCUGCCAAGAAAACUACUCCCAAGGCUAGGCUAACAGACCCUAUUCCAACAAUGGAAACUUCCAUAGCUCCACGGCAAAGGCCCAAAGCUGGACAGACGCAACCAAAUCCAGGCAUGCUUCCUAUGCAGCCGGCCCUUACACCACGUAAAAGACCAACUGUGCAACCAGUUGUUCCUAGCUCAGGUGUAGCUGCCAGUGUUCAGGCUCCUGCACCUUCACCUGUGCUGCCGGCUGUAAAACCAGUGGCCCAACCCCAACUGCAGGCUAAGGUGGCACAACCCGCGCCGCAGGUUACCAUACCAGUAACUACCGCUCCACAGCCAGCGCCACUGCAAACACCAACACCAGUACCUGCACAGCCAGUACCACUGCAACAACAGCAACUCUAUCUGAAACAGCAACUUCUACAGCAGCAGCAGGCAGCUGCCUUAUUCCAACAGCAGCAGAUUCUGCAGGCUCAACAGAUGCAGGCAAUGCAGCAACAGCAGAUGCUUCAAGCAUACUACUUGCAACAACAGCAGCUUCUAGCUCAGCAGGCUGCCAUGCAGCAGAAGUCGGUGGUACAAAAACCUUUACCGAACCAGCCUCAAGCUCUACCGACUGCUGUUCAGCCAUCAGCUCCCCCAGAACAAAUGAUUCAAGCUCCAAUGAGAGCACCACAAAUGCCCCAGCCAGUACUCACUCAAUCUGCAACUGGGCAGAAGCUAGGCUCCCUUACUCCUCCAUCAUCACCCAAGACCCAACGUGGUGGGCAUAGGAGGAUUCUGAGUGAUGUUACACACAGUGCUGUAUUUGGCGUACCCGCUAGCAAAUCUACUCAACUGCUACAGGCAGCCGCUGCUGAAGCAAACCUCAACAAGUCCAAGUCGGCCACCACUACCCCAUCAGGUUCACCACGAACCUCCCAGCAGAAUGUCCACAUACCUGCAGAGCCACCUGGUUGGAAUCCCUUUGAUGAUGAUAACUUCUCUAAACUCACUGCUGAGGAACUUCUGAACAAAGACUUUGCCAAGCUGGGAGAAAGUAAACCACAGGAACCGCUAAGCAGCUCAGCAGAGAAUCUCCUGUCUGGGUUUCCGGCUCCUCCUGCUGUGUCUCAGGCUGAUGUUUUCGGACCAUCCCUGUUUUCCAGUGCACCAGCUGCAGAAAAACCUGCAGACGCACAAGUACAAGAUCCCAGCCCUCCGCUGCAGAAAUUGGCUGAUCCCUUUUUACCUCUCGCUCUGUCAGAAACGCCAGAGAAAUUGAUUGAGGGUCUCAAAUCACCGGAGCCCCAACUCCUGCUCCCUCACCUAGUGCAACUGGCUGAUCCCUUUGGCAGCACUUCUGAAGCUUUGAAUGGAAAGGCAGAGAUAGCGGUUGAAAGCCUAAUCCCUGGGCUUGAACCUCCGAUGCCUCAGCGUCUGUCUUCACAGGCAGACUCCAUCGCUUCAAACCGCACAGACUCUCUUACUGGGGAAGAUUCUCUUCUUGACUACUCCCUUCUUUCUAACCCUGGGGCAGACCUUCUCGAUGAAUUUGCACCUGUAUCUCUCUCUGCUCCAGCUUCUGCAGAUGAUACUAACUUCCUAACGGGCUUUGAUAUGCCGGACGAAACAGAAAAAAGGGCUGAUGAUGAAUUUGAUCCUAUUCCGGUUUUGGUAUCCAAAAACUCCCAAGGUCUUCAGCGAGAGCCUCAAACGUUUCCACUUGGAAGUGAUGUGCAUCAGAACAUCCUCGGUUCUGCAGGAUAUCCAGUGACUGUUGAUAGUACCCAUAUUCUAGAGUUAAAGACGGAUACUCCACCAAAGGGUCCCUCCAUUAGCAGUUCCAUUCAUAGCAGUGAAGAAGAAGGCACUGAUCAUGAAUCAGAUCUGUUGGACUGCAGCGGGUCACGACCUCUGUUAAUGGAGUCUGAUGAAGAAGACGGCUCAAAGAAAAUCAAGAAUGCAGUAUUUGGAAAUUUUUCCCAAGAGACAAUUCCUACCCUGAACUCCCAAGUGCACAAUUUAACAAAAGUGGUGACUUUGGGAUCUGCAGAAGGGUCUGCACAAGAUAUAAAUAUCUUUGCCACUACACCCUUCAUAGGUUCAAAGGUACCCCAAGACGACUCUGAUAUUUUUACCAAAGCUCCUUUUGUUGCUAAAUCAGCCUCUACAUUGGGCCAGAAUGAGGAGCCUGAUGUUUUUCUUAGAGCUCCUUUCUCUAGGAAGAUAAGCAUAGAUGAAGCAACUCCAAACAUUUCACCACAUGCUGUUCCAUCCCUUGUAGCCCUUGAUGUGGCAUCAGUAGGUAAUGCUACAUUCCGAAACGUAGACUCUGCAGUGGGCACACCUUCGAUGAAGACCUCUUAUACCACUGGAAACCUCUACGCACAUUCCAGCAGAAUGGCUGAUACAACAGAGUCCUCUCUGUUUACAAAUGCUUUAAAGUGCCCACCCAGUGCAGAAAAUCACAGGAUCCCAGGAUCUGAUGUUUCACCGGAAACCGUGUUUGGGGCUGUUGUCACAACACCUUUUCGUCCUCAGUCAUUGUCUAAGUAUUCCCGACACUACAGUCCUCAAGAUGGACAAAACAUGGAUGCUCAACCCAUUGCUGCUUACAAAAUAGUGUCUCAGGCUGCAAAAGUCUCUGUUGCUGGAUCUGUUCCCAUACCCUCUAUGACUUACAGGACUUCAGAAACUUCCAGCUCUGAUCCUUUUGAUGCUGCACCCUUCCCUUCAAAAUCUGGCAGACAGAAUCCAUAAAAUUAAUUGUGGUGAUGAUGGCUGUAGUUCUAAACAUUCACAAAUAGAAUCCACUCCGGCUAUGGUCCCCAACCUGUCAAUUUAUUUGGAAGCCAGUGUUGCAGUACACUUCCUGUAUAUUACUUUCAAUGAAUAUUAAUGUUUACAAAUGAAGACCCAAAGUUGUAUUAGUUUUCAUUUUUCUCUAUCUGUCCUCUUGGCAACGGCAGCAAUCAGGAGAAAGCUUACUUUUUUUAUUCAUUUUCUUUACUCAGUGCAAGGAAAACUGAAACCUGUUACCUCGCGUCAUCGAUUUUGUAGGAUUUGAGUUAGUCAUUUUGUUUUUAAUUGAGAAGUAUUCCAUAAAAUAAGCAGCUUCGAUUUGUAAAUAUUAAUAUUCCAUUAUUACCCUGUUCCUGCUUUUACCUGGCAUGUUGAUAGAGCAGGGAUGUCAGUAGAUCUUCUCAUUUUUUUGAUGAAGCACUAUAGGAUCGUUGGUUGUUUUCGUUUCUUUCCUUUUUUGUGUUGUCUGCUCCUUUAAGUAUAUUAAGCGCUUAUAUUGCCCUGCUAGAACAGUGUUUAAAUCACUUUUUUUUCCAUUCUAUUUCCUUUUCUUAUUUGUGGAUCAAAAUAAGUGUUACGGUUGGGUCUUAGAUUUUGAGGUGCCUUAUAUAUAGAGAUGGAACAGUUUGUCCUAAUAUUUUCGGAUUAACGUAAAUUGACAACCCAGUGGCAAACUGCCAAUAUAGAGUCGGAAAUAGCUCAGUUUAAAAACAUUUUUUCAGCUAAGCUAUUUUAGCCUAAAUUCUGCAACUUGGUAUAUAGUUCUCACUGCUUAGUGAGUUAAGAUCUAAAUAUGGGAUGCCGGAGAUCCUGAAAAUGUGAUGACGAUUAAUUUCAUCUCAGCCUUAGAAUUUUAUUGCCAUUCUCAUUGUAUAUGUGCUUUUUUUUCCCUCUAGCCAACGUUUUAAUGUAUUAAUAGAACUUGAAAAAUGAAGUCCUGCGUAGCACAAUGUGGAUUCCAUUCUUCUACACACUCAAAGCACCCAACAAUAUAAAACCUGUUUCAGUUGGAACAAAGGAGUGACAAUGUAGCAGCUUCUUAGACUUUAUUUAUGUAGAUCAAUGUGUAACAUGCAUGUGCAUGCAUAUACUGUAUGUGUAAUGUAAAUUACAGCUGAAGCCGAAAGCAAUCUCCUGCCAUCAAAUCUUACUUGUAUGUCAUGGACAAAUCAUCAUUUUGGACACGUCCCAGAGAAGCAUAUACAUAGAUGCAUUUCUCUAUUUAUGGAGAACUAUUGCAACUUCAUCUUUUUCAGAAUCAUAUCUUUCGUAUAACCCCUAAUAUGGGGAGAGGGAAUAUAUUUUUUAAGGACAGUCCGGGUAAGCAUAGAGUUAUUGCUACUCUCUGAUGGGUAUUAGUUUCUAAAACUAUAUUAUCUGAGUAUGUUUACCUAGGUUUAUAGUAGAUCUGAAGGUAUGCAUGAAAUAAAAGGACACAUUUUCUUUAACUAUCUGCUAAAACGGAGAGCCAGAAAUUUAUUAGGCAAAAAUUUGCUGUUGACUAUAUAGAUUUGAACUUUGAAAAUCAAUUAGCUAAUUGAAUGUGUACCAUAUCACUUGACACUUUUCAUUUCUUUCAGUUUACUUUAACCCACUAAGAUUAUCAUUUGGUUCAGUUUCUUCAAGUUCCUACAAAAAGUUAUUAAACAAUAAGUCUCACCUUCAACAAAACGUGUGAUAAUCGGAGGUGACUCCUUUCUUGUGUAAGUUUAGCGAGUGUAAAGAGGAUCGGUAACUAAAGGGCAUACAAAGCUUCUAAAGCAUACAACAUUGGCAGGCUUGCACUGUUAUGUAACUGACACUUAUGUGGAAUUAACAAUCUGAGUACACUUAAAUUGAGUGUAAGUCCUUUAUAACAGGAGUGGUCAGCCUCAUCCUCUAUCUGGUACUGGACAGUGUUCCCGCAUAGCAGAGAAUUUAAAUGACAGUUCCAUUAACAGACACCAGAAUACUUGUUGACCACUUAUAUCCAUCUGCCUUUCUAAAUUCAUGAAUUAUAAAGAAUGUUCUGCAUAUAUUAGUGGGGUGUGUGUGUAUAUGUAUAUAAUACGUGUAGAUUAUAUGUGUGUGUGUGUGUGUGUGUGUGUAUACACACGCACAUACAAAAAGACGUUGCACUUUAGUCAAGUAAAUAAUUACGUGACAUAUAUUUUAGAAACCCCUUAAGUCCUCUACUUUAAAGAAAAAAAAAUUAGCCUGGCCAUCCCCCAUCUUGGAUGAUGCGUUGCCAUUCAACAGCUGGUUACAUUGUUCUGUAGAGUAGGAUCAUACUGACCAAAUUAGCCGCCUGUUUCACAAGACAGAAACAAAAACAAACCUGUAAAACAAGACUUUGUGCAUAUUUUUGGUGUUAAAAAUUAUUUGAACAUUAAUCAAAUCAAAAUCAGUUCUGCUUCACCUCAUCGUGUAACAAAGAAUAAGUUAAAUGUGUUAUAAAAUAGAAGACAAAUGAAUCACUAUUGGUGUGGCAUUGCUAUCCUGUAAAUUCCAAACCUAUUAUUUAUUGGACAUUUGUAAUCUAGUGUGGCUUUGCUCUGUUUUGGUGAGGUAAACUGUGGAAUGCCCUGUCAAUAUACUCGGAGCUGUGGCACCUUCUUAUUUUGCCCUUAGGUUGUGGACUGCUGCUUCUUCCAUCUGAGAGGAACUUGAAGAAACAUGUUGGUUAAAACAUAAUAAAAUUUCAGUCACUGAAUUAAA
Messenger RNA from Pelobates fuscus (common spadefoot toad), 7154 nucleotides. RefSeq names its product AP2 associated kinase 1 (gene AAK1). NCBI's taxonomy places the organism in Eukaryota, Metazoa, Chordata, Amphibia, Anura, Pelobatidae. The transcript is spliced from 21 exons. Gene Ontology annotation, molecular function: ATP binding; protein kinase activity. The record is from RefSeq and is a predicted model, not a curated record. Gene Ontology annotation, biological process: protein phosphorylation. Bases 675 to 4415 code for a protein of 1246 amino acids.